AUGUGAGUGUGCCCUGGGAUGGGUUGGCACUCUGUCCAGGGUGUAUCCUGCCUCGAUGCCCGAUGACACCUGAGAUAGGCACCCAAGAAGUUCGGAUAAGCGGUAGAAAAUGAAUGAAUGAACUUGCAACCCUCAUCUUGGCACUGAAAGGAAGUUUUUGACGUCAUAUUCGCUGUCUCUUUCUCUGACCUGUGUUCAAGGGUAACUGUUAAUUCAGGUGGAUUAGAGAUCAAAUCCAUAGCUGGAUUGUAGCCUUUGAUAUCUGUGCUCAUGAACAAACAGCAUGUCCAGUUUUGUCCAUGUCAGUCUCAAUUAAAAUCUGCCAUUUGUUUUCCUCCUCUAAUUAAAACACCAAGACAAACAUGGGGUCCAGAAAGGACUAUUCUUUAUUACAGGAGUUGCUAUUCAACUUAUCAUUGCAACAGGAAAUGGCAAGAAUUUAGAGAAAGUGUGCAGUGAAUAUUUUCUGACACUGGAGACUCCUUUAUAUCCAUAAACCUUCUAUCCAAUCAGUGUUGAGAACAGCAUAACAUUUACAUAGUUUUGAUGAUUUGAACAAAUCUGGCUUUGAAGUGUAUGUAGGGAAAUAAAUGUAUAAAAGUGGACAAUAUUCAUGUUAAUAAAGGUUCGUUCUUUUCUUAUUUUUCUUUUUUUCAGUGUAUUUUCUGAACAAAAGGAGGCGGUGGAGCGAUUGCUUUAUUGAUGUCAUUAUUAUUAUUAUUAUUAUUAUUAUUAUUAUUAUUAUUUUGGUUUGUCUUCGUAUGUGAUGAUAUAUUUGAAGGUAGUUUAUUCGUUUGUUAUCAAACCUGCACGUUUUCUUAUCCGAGUUAUUUUUGAGUGUAUUUUUGGAUCUGUCCUGAGUUCUGAUCUGGAUUUAGUUAUUAGCGCUUUAUUAGCAGGAUUAAGCCUUCACAGUGCCGUGAUCCUACGGUUUGUCUUCACCUGUCAUGGAUAAGAACCUGUUCUGUGUGUGUGUGUGUGUGUGUGUGUGUGUGUGUGUGUGUGUGUGUGUGUGUGUGUGUGUGUGUGUGUGAGACGCCUAAUAAAUCUCUCUCCGUCUGUCGUCCGGUACGUUUUCCACCAUGUCUGAUGCAGAGCAAGAGCUGGAGGAACAAGCGGAAGGUGAGAACUUGUGUUCUAAGGUGUUUUAUUGUCAGUGCUGAAGUUCAGACUGAACGAAUAUUUACUGCUGUUUGUACAUAUAGAGGAGGAGGAUGGACACGCAGAUGGAGAAGAGGAGCGGCCCAAACACAAAUUAACACACUCUCAACACACUACUCCGAAAAUCCCAGACGGAGAGCGAGUGGACUUCGAUGUAAGAUAUUGCAUCACGAGAUUAAUCACAUAUACACACAUGAUUUUCUCCAUACACUCAGUGUGUGUGUGCAGGACAUCCACAGGAAGCGGAUGGAGAAGGACCUGCUGGAGCUGCAGACACUGAUCGAAGUCCACUUUGUCCAGAGGAAGAGAGAAGAGGAGGAUCUGAUUGCGUUGAAAGAGAGAAUUGAAAACCGCAGGGCAGCGCGAGCCGAGCAGCAGAGGGUUCGAGCAGAGAGAGAGAGAGUCAGACAGACGAAGAUUGUGGAAGAGCGACAGAGGAAGGAGGAAGAGGAGGCAAGAAGGCGGGCUGACGAGGAGGCGAAGAAGAAGAAGGUCCUUUCCAACAUAAGCGCUCAUUUCGGAGGGUUCCUGGCGAAGGCGGAGCAGCGGAGACGAGGGAAAAGACAAACAGGACGAGAGAUCAAGAGGAAGACUCUAGCAGAGAGACGCAAACCUCUUGCUAUUGACGACCUGAGAGAGGACGGCCUGAGAGAGCGGGCUAGAGAGAUGUGGGAGCGGAUCUACCAGCUGGAGUCUGAGAAGUUCGACCUCACUGAGAAGAUGAGGAGACAGAAAUACGAGACCGUCGUUCUUCUCAACCGCAUCUCCCACGCUCAGAAAUUUAAGAAGGGGACCGGAGGCAAGGGCAAAGUAGGAGGGCGCUGGAAGUGAAGACUCUCGGACGAACAUGAUCGAAAUAAUCUGAGCUGUUGUUGUACGUUUGCUUGUCUGUAGUCGUUUUAGAGGAAUAAAAUGUUAACGUUC
Tachysurus fulvidraco (yellow catfish) is the source of this 2085-nucleotide messenger RNA. Its product is annotated as troponin T, slow skeletal muscle-like. Gene Ontology annotation, biological process: sarcomere organization; slow-twitch skeletal muscle fiber contraction; regulation of muscle contraction. Gene Ontology annotation, cellular component: troponin complex. NCBI's taxonomy places the organism in Eukaryota, Metazoa, Chordata, Actinopteri, Siluriformes, Bagridae. The transcript is spliced from 10 exons. Bases 1090 to 1992 code for a protein of 300 amino acids. Gene Ontology annotation, molecular function: tropomyosin binding; troponin T binding. The record is from RefSeq and is a predicted model, not a curated record.